AUGCAAUAUAAUCUCAUCCUCACUCUUGCUGCCAGCGUUGGCCUGGUGUCUGCUGCUCUGCCUAAGGCUAACGAGUACAAAAGCCUCGAUUGCUCUGGAGACCUAAACUUUGGCCAUAACGCUUACGACCUGCAUAUGGUUACUAUGGACGACUCAACCCAUUCGGUCUACCAGGCAGGCACCGCCUGGUAUCUUUUCGAUGGCAAGGCCAGUGAUGGAGGACGCUGUACGGGUAACUUCUUGGGUCAGGUGAACGCUGAUACCCCGGCUUGUCUGCUUGUCGACACAACCUCGACUGGCCAGCGGAUUAGGUGCCUUUGCAACCCUCUCAUUGGCAUUGGUGCUGGUGGCAAGAAUUCUUGCGAUUAUGUCAGUUAG
This is a messenger RNA of Penicillium pulvis, 378 nucleotides long. RefSeq names its product small secreted protein. The transcript is spliced from 2 exons. NCBI's taxonomy places the organism in Eukaryota, Fungi, Ascomycota, Eurotiomycetes, Eurotiales, Aspergillaceae. The coding region runs from base 1 to 378 and encodes 125 amino acids. The record is from RefSeq and is a predicted model, not a curated record.